This is a messenger RNA of Micromonas pusilla CCMP1545, 1351 nucleotides long. RefSeq lists its product as uncharacterized. Gene Ontology annotation, molecular function: histone H4 acetyltransferase activity; protein N-terminal-serine acetyltransferase activity; histone H2A acetyltransferase activity. The transcript has 2 exons. The coding region runs from base 33 to 764 and encodes 243 amino acids. Gene Ontology annotation, cellular component: nucleus. Lineage: Eukaryota; Viridiplantae; Chlorophyta; Mamiellophyceae; Mamiellales; Mamiellaceae. The record is from RefSeq and is a predicted model, not a curated record.
CGCGGGCCGGGGUCGCGCCCCCCGCGCCCGCGAUGGCGCCUCCGAGGAAACGCGCCGCGAGCGAGGCGGGGGACGUCCGCGCGGGCGAGCGUGAGAAGAAGCCGCGAGAAGAACCGCGGGAGGAGAGCGCGGCGACGCGGACGCGCGACGACGACGACGACGACGACGACGACGACGACGACGCGACCGCGGUCCGGUCCGAGCUCGCCGUCGCGUGGCUCAAAGAGCACGAGCCGGCGACGAUGCGAUGGGCGUUCGACCUCACGCGCCGCAACAUGCGAUCCAUGUACGAGAACUGUCCGUGGGGAUGGUCGAACGCGGAGAAGCGAAGAGAGUUGAACCACCCGGACGCGCUGUACGUCCUCCGCGUCGACGACGACGCGUCGCCGGGCGGGGGCGGCUCGGGGGGAACAGACGCGGGCGAAGAACGCGCAUCGCCCUACCUCGGGUUCGCGCACUAUCGACAUGAGAUAGAAAAAGAGGGGGGAGCGGACGGCACCGGCGGCGAGGCGGUGACGUACGUGUACGAGUUGCAGUGCGAGCCGAGGCGUCGAGGCGCCGGCGUCGGCGGGAGCGUCAUGGACGCGGUGGAAGCCGCCGCGACGGCGCGCGGGAGUGAGCGGUGCGUCCUCACGGUGUUGAAGUCGAACGCGGGCGCGCGGAGGUUUUACGAGCGGCGCGGGUACGUCGUGGACGGCGAGUCGCCGAAGGAGGAGGCGUGUCAUUACGUCAUCCUGUCGAAGGCUCUCGGCGGUCGCGGGUGAGGGCCGAGCGGUGGUCGGUUGUUUUUCUCAGUAUUUUCUCGCCCGCCCGGCCCGGUCUCGUCAGGAUCGAGAAUUAUCCAUCUCCGUCGUGGUCGAGCUCAGACCGCGCGGCGCGCGUCCACGCGCGACGGCGCGCGUGAGCGUCACGUGUCACCAUGGAUAUCGAUAUUGAAAUCGUCAAGGACACCGACGGCAAGGUCAUGAUGCACGUCACGGGUGAAUUCUGGAGAGAAGAGGACGGGGCGUUCCGUGAGGCGCUGAAGGAUAUGGAGUUUUUCUUCGACCCCGAAUUCAAGAGUUGGGACCGAGAGUGCACGGUGCGCGCGGCGAGGCGCCUCCUUAUUGUGGCAGGAGCGGAGGGAUACCAAUUUUCCAGGAGAACCCUUCAGCAAGCCACGAGAGAGCUCCGCCAGCUCGUCGACGAUCAGGCGGAGAGGCUCGACCUCUGGUCUUUUAAUCGAAUGAAGCCGGAUCCGAACGCUUUGCGGGACAAGGAUAAGCGCCUCCAAUUCGUUCCAAACUUGAACGAGAAGAAGGAAUGGUGCGUCGAAGUCGUCGGAAAAGGCUCGUACGCCGGAAGAGAAGCG